AUGGCUGGGUUGUCCAAAUAUGGGAGCAUGCUUUGCGCGUGUUCCGACACAGAUCGAGUCUUUGGAUACAGCUCAACGCAUUGGAUGGUCACAAUGCUCGGUGGCAUGGAUCAGUGCCAUUAUGAUCUCAUGCAUUCCACCCAAGCCAUCGGUAAUGCCAAGAUUCAACGACAUGACAUUGCAGCAACAGCUGCUUCAUCAGCCAUGGGAUAUGCAAAUUCUGGAUCAUUUUCUGACAUUGAUAUCUCAGAGGAGAGCUUAGUAGGACCAUUUAACCUUACAGAUGAAGAUUCACAGCCAGAUGCAGAUGUGGCUUCGGGCAUUUCUGUGAGUGAAAAAGAAAGAAGGUACAACUGGGAGAAGCCCCUGUACAAUGCCCAAAUCCCGGAAGGGGAAGACAAUCCGUACGCCUCUGGAUGGGCAGUGCAGAAAGGAUGA
Suillus discolor is the source of this 438-nucleotide messenger RNA. RefSeq lists its product as uncharacterized. The record is from RefSeq and is a predicted model, not a curated record. The transcript has 4 exons. The coding region runs from base 1 to 438 and encodes 145 amino acids. NCBI's taxonomy places the organism in Eukaryota, Fungi, Basidiomycota, Agaricomycetes, Boletales, Suillaceae.